Molecule: messenger RNA, 1908 nt
Organism: Lachnellula hyalina
Lineage: Eukaryota; Fungi; Ascomycota; Leotiomycetes; Helotiales; Lachnaceae
Product: MFS-type transporter
Exons: 5
Coding region: 1-1908 (635 amino acids)
Biological process (GO): transmembrane transport
Molecular function (GO): transmembrane transporter activity
Source: RefSeq, a predicted model, not a curated record
AUGGACAAGCAAAUUCGCAACGAGGCUGGACCUGAGGCCGUGGCGGGUCCUGCAAAUGGAGACAGAGACGGCGACAGAGGGGCAACAAUGGAGGGACAGACGGAAGAGAAUAUCGCAGCGCCAGUAGUAUCCUCGUCCGAAUCCGCGAACGAAACCCUCAAUGGAUCAGCCGCCAGUGUCAACGAGACCGCAGCUCCAGCCGCGAAAGAGGGAACUUCUGGUGGGGAUCCAGAGGCUUCGCGCACAUCGUUGCAGACUGCUAUUAUUAUGAUCUCACUCUGUUCUUCUGUAUUUCUUGCAGCCCUCGAUACAACAAUCGUCACAACCGCCCUCCCAACAAUCAGCGAAUACUUCCACUCGAACGCUGGUUAUACCUGGAUUGGUUCCGCCUAUCUGCUCGCAAACGCAGCUAGCACACCGUCAUGGGGGAAGAUCAGUGACAUCUGGGGACGGAAACCUAUAUUACUCGUAGCAGCAGGCAUAUUCUUCAUCGGGAGCGUACUAUGCGCCACCAGCAUCAACAUCGGAAUGCUGAUUGCAUCCCGAGCAAUUCAAGGAAUUGGCGGAGGGGGUCUGAUUGUUCUAGUCAAUAUUUGCAUCUCCGACUUGUUUAGCAUGCGGAAUCGGGGCAAGUAUUUUGGUCUUGUAGGCAUGACUUGGGCUUUUGCUUCAGCCGUGGGACCGAUAUUGGGAGGAGUUUUCACUGAAAAGGUCUCGUGGAGAUGGUGUUUUUAUAUCAAUCUACCUAUUACUGGAACUGUGUUCAUCCUACUCUGCAUAUUCUUGCAUCUCGACAAUCCUAAAACGCCUGUUUGGGACGGUCUCAAGGCCGUUGAUUGGCUGGGAAGCUUGACAAUCGUUGGUGGUACCUUGAUGUUACUUCUCGGUCUAGAAUUCGGUGGUGUCUCAUUCUCGUGGGACUCCGUCACAGUCAUCUGCCUGAUCAUAUUUGGAGUUUUUGUUGCAAGUCUUUUCAUUCUCAACGAAUGGAAGUUCGCUCGCUACCCCAUUAUGCCUCUUCGUAUGUUCAAACAUCGAUCUGCAAUUGCCGCCCUAGGGACCUGUUUCUGUCAUGGUAUCGUCUUCAUUUCCGGAUCCUACUACCUGCCCCUUUACUUCCAAGCUGUCAUUGGCGCCACACCCCUCCUCUCCGGCGUGUAUACCCUGGCCUUUGCACUUUCCCUAUCCUUCACAUCAGUAGCUACUGGACUCUUCAUGAAGGCAACCGGUAAUUAUCUUCCACCAAUUUGGUUCGGCAUGACGAUCAUGGUCAUCGGGUGGGGCCUCUUCAUCGACCUAGACUCAACGGCCAACUGGCCAAAGAUCAUCCUCUUCCAAAUCGUAGCAGGAAUUGGUGUUGGCCCAAAUUUCCAAGCCCCCUUGAUUGCGCUUCAGAACUUCGUUGCACCACGAGAUAUCGCGACUGCGACUGCGACUUUUGGAUUCGUUCGCAGCUUGGCCACCGCUAUUGGGGUCGUCAUUGGUAGUGUCGUUUUUCAGAACGAAAUGCAAAACCAAUCCGCUUCAUUAGUCGCUUCGCUUGGCCCUGAGCUCGCUGGUGUACUUUCUGGUGGUUCGGCCGGCGCGAGUGUCGGUAUCGUGACUCAGCUUCCGCCGGCGCAGAGAGUCAUUGCUAGGCACGCUUUCUUUCAGUCUUUGAGGACGAUGUGGAUUAUGUUUGUUGCUUUCGCCGGCUUCGGCUUGCUUGUCAGCCUCCUCAUCACCAAACGGACGAUGAGCAAAGAACACCAGGUCGUCAAGACAGGCUUGGCGGAAGAAGAAGCGAAACGCAAGGAAGCGAAAGUCAACAGAGGCUUGUCGAGAGAUGCGAAGCGGGGAAAGAAAGAGGCGAUGAAGAGGGAGGGGAGGGAAAAGAGCGGAGAAGUGCUGCCGAAGGAGGAUGUUUGA